Molecule: messenger RNA, 2043 nt
Organism: Penicillium coprophilum
Lineage: Eukaryota; Fungi; Ascomycota; Eurotiomycetes; Eurotiales; Aspergillaceae
Exons: 1
Coding region: 1-2043 (680 amino acids)
Source: RefSeq, a predicted model, not a curated record
AUGGACUACGAUACUACGCACGUGGGCCGAGUCACUGAUGCCAUUCAAGUCGUCUUUCUGGACCACCACGUGAUGAUCAUGAGCGGCUUCACUGAGAAUACCAAGAAUUAUGGAAAUAUUGUGGGCUUGGAUGAGUACUCAGAUACCUUCGGAUGGAUGGGUAGCAACGAGAUAUAUCCUCCUGGGGAGGGCCUCCUUAUACUGGAAAUCCAGGCAGGGAUUUUGAAGUUUCUCUACCAAUGCUGUACCCAAAUCUUGCACGAUAUUUCUGAAUCAGAUCUGAUGAGCGACUCCCUCCCGCUGUCGCCAGAGCCGCCCCUUUACCCCGAAAGUGAGACGAGCGGGUUCGAGUCCUUGAGCGUGAUGGCUUCAGAAGCACCUUACCGCGUCCCAGCACAACUCAAUCUUAUUCUUGUUGAGUCACUUCUCAGUGCAAGGGCCUCUGCUGCGGAAGACCAUCUAUGGGAUUUACGCGAGGAUCCUGACUAUUUUUCCAGAACGCUUCUUGAGGCCAAGGACCAUUACCAGGAGGCUUUGAAGGACAGUAAUAGCAGCUUGCACCCCUCUUUGAGCCGUGAUCUAUCAGAAAGCCUAUGGGCACAAGUCAUUUCCUAUGCCUUAUCAAAGGCAUACAUUGAGCUGGAGUUGUUCACUGAGCUCAGCAGGCAAGCUAGGAACUUGGUAUUGCUGCAACGGCAGUAUGCUAGCGAUGUGGAUCCCUCAAAGGAUCUACCGGAUGAGUACAAAGAGGCACUUCUCAGAUUUCGUUAUUACCUUGGUCGUGGGGCGGAAGCGCCAUUGUCCAGUCUUAAAUCUGCAAUUGUGGCCUCGCCCCCUUUACGGAGAUACUUUUCUCGUCAACCAUCACCCGACUCUAACUUGACAGAUACCUAUCGCGCUUCUCGGAAACUACUCAUGAAGGAUAAAAGUGCGCAGCAACUCUUACAGCUCCUUUACGUACUUUGUGAAGACAGCAAUGCUCUCAGGGUCAUCGGAAUGUCCCACGUGACGGACUCAAUUGAACGACUGCUUCAAUCGGACAAGAAGGCGCAGCAACUGCUCUCUUCAUAUCUCACGACAGUCUUUGGUGACAUCUCUAUCAUUUCUCAGUGUUUAAAACAAUUGAACUCAUAUUACCCAUGGGCCCGAGGCUUUGAUGUUGAGACUCUUGAGCAUGAGAAUGAAUUUGAAAAGGAUUAUGCAGAGAGAACAAAGUCAUGGGACCUUAUCAUUGCCACAAUUCACAAUCAAAGUGUCUCGGGCCAAGCUGCGAGUCUCGGUGAACCUUCAGGUGACAAGUUCUUCUAUCCCGUUGAAAAGCGCCGUACCAAAAAGAUUGCGGAUGCACUCCGGCGCGCAGAGCACAAUUUGGAUGAUUUUUGGGCUUAUCUUGAUAACAAAAUGUCAAACAAAGCCGACUAUUUAAGUGACACGGCUUCACGAAGCCUCCUCUCCCAGUCACGGAACUUACUCCGUACUCCAGAGUGGAUUGAAGAAGAAGACUCUUCGACUGGGAGAGGAGGCUUGGCACAACACGAAUCGACCGGUUCGAUACCAGGCCCAGAAGCUCUGUACCAUCAUUCUUCUGUGGUGAAUUCAUUCGAGCCAGCCCCACGAAAACAAAAGAUCAAGACAAGAGGGCAACCAAAUCCAUAUGUUCCUAUCCCGGAAAUGGAAACCUCUAUUCAAGCCAAUGAUCCAGAUUCUCAGCCCACCUUCUUUCUUGAUCCACGAGCUCUCAAGGUCUUCCAGACUCUGUUUUUUAGCCCUGGUAUGAAAUCUCCGCCGGGCGAAGUCUCCUGGUGUGACUUUGUGUAUGCUAUGACCUCGGUGGGCUUUACAGCUAUAAAGCUGUACGGUUCGGUCUGGCAGUUUCAGCAAAGUAAGCUGGAAGUUCACCAGAAAAUCAACUUCCACGAACCUCACCCAGAGAGCAAGUUGACCUACAGAAAUGCCCGUUUGUGCGGCCGCAGGCUGAAAAGAGCGUUUGGUUGGCAUGGAGAAAUGUUUGCUUUGACCCAGAAGUGUGUAAGAAGUGAGUGA